Messenger RNA from Ilex paraguariensis (yerba mate), 5262 nucleotides. The record is from the annotation of a GenBank genome assembly. Lineage: Eukaryota; Viridiplantae; Streptophyta; Magnoliopsida; Aquifoliales; Aquifoliaceae.
AUGGAGUUGGAGUAUAUUUGCCACUUGAAUAUUAAGAAAUUUGAAGAUGGUAUGGAAGACAUUAAUAAUAGCUUGGAAAGCGGUGGAUAUGAUAUUGAUACCGGAAAGGGUACUCUUAGCUGGGGUAGUCGCUCAUCAUCCUCUGCAUCAAAUGCAUGGGGUUCCUCAGCACUGUCUCCUAGUCCUGAUGGUGGUACUGGUUCACCAAGUCAUCCCAAUGGUCGACCUUCAUCUGGCGGAAGCAACACUCGACCAUCGACUGCCGGUAGCGACAAAAUACACGAACCUUCUGCCAAUUCAUGGGCUCCUAAUUCUAGGCCAUCAUCAGCUUCUGGGUCGUUGACAUCAAAUCAAACAUCACUGACUUCAUUGCGUCCUCACAGUGCAGAAACUAGACCUGGCAGCUCGCAGCUAUCGCGAUUUGCUGAACCCUCAUCUUGUAAUUCAGUGGCAUGGAGUCCAACUGGUGCUGUGGAGAAAUUGGUUGUCCCAUCCCCCAAGAAUGAUGGGUUCUCCUUGAGUUCUGGAGAUUUUCCAACACUUGGUUCAGGGAGAGACAAUUCUGGAAAGAAUGUGGAGUCUCAAGAUCAUGGCUCUCACCGUCGUCCUAGCUCAUCUUCAGGCAGAGUUGCACCUGUAAAAGAUAGGACUGCAAUUUCUCAAGCUGGUGAUGUGUUUUUUGACACAGAUAUGAAAAAUGAAGCUGCAAAUCCAUGGAAAAGAGAUGGUUCUCAACACAUUGAAGAUGGGAUGCAGCCUACCAUGGAAAAAUGGCCCGGUGACUCCCAACAAUACCAUAAUGUCGCUCCUCAGCAUUUUGAUGCUUGGCAUGGUUCUCCAAUAAAUUCUCCAGCUGGUGUUUGGUAUAGAGGACCUCCAGGAGGUUCACCAUAUGGACCACCUGUUUCUCCUGGUGGCUUCCCAAUUGAACCAUUUCCUUAUUAUGGUCCUCAGAUUCCACAUCAUGUUUUAGCAAGUUCACAGCCAGUUCCUCCACCUGGUGCAGGACCGAGGGGACACCAUCCUAAUAAUGGAGAUCUAUACAGGCCUCAGAUGCCUGAUGUUUACAUCCGCCCAGGUAUGCCAAUUAGGCCUGGUUUCUACCCUGGUCCUGUAGCCUAUGAAGGCUAUUAUGGCCCUCCAAUGGGCUACUCCAGUUCCAACGAACGAAAUAUUCCAUUUAUGGGAGUGGCAGCUGGUCCCGGUGUUUAUAGUAGGUACCCAGCCCAAAAUGCUCAUGAUCCUAGCAAUACCCAUGCCAGAGUUGGUGGCCAUGGUUCAACUCCCAAAAUAUUGGCAUCAGAGCAAGUGGAACCUGGCCAUUCUGAUGAUACACAAGGACCGCACAAAGUUAUUCUAACACAAUACCGUGAAUGGGAUGGAAAGGAGGAAGAAGGGAACUGGAAACCCACUGUACCAGCUAAUGCCCCUAGUUUUGAUAAGGGCGACCAAUCAAGAACAUUAUCACGAAAAAAUGAGUUGGGGGCAGACCACAGAAGGAACGAAGAUAUGUGUACAAAAAGAACGAUGACAGCGGGUGAGAAUUUUUCUCAAACUUUUGACAGUCAAGGAAGUUGUUCUUCGGUUUCCGAUAAAGUGAAAAUGCCUGAAAGUAAGGGCAAUGCUAGGUCAGUUGAUGACAAAUGGAUAAAGAAAUCAGAAAUUUCAGCAUCUUCUUCUGCAGAAGUGCUGCAAGUAUUCCCAGCUUCCGCAAAAGAUUCAUCUCUCAUACAGAAAAUUGAAUGCUUAAAUGCAAAAGCCCGGGCUUCUGAUGGGCGACAUGAUGUUGCUUCCAUUUCUAAUUCGGAAGAGCAGAACAACAGAUUACUCAAUGUUACUGCCAAGGUCAGCAGUUCCACAUAUGCUGCUGGUAUUGCCACUUAUGAAAGAGCUCAUGCCACAGGAAAUCAUAUCCCUUCCUCCCACAGCGCAGGUGUUUCAAGGAAAGCUCAUCAUGGUGUGCAAGGUAGAAUUGACCAUCAUGGUAAAGGAAGGCUCAUCACUCAGGAUGCUGAUGGAGGGAGAAAUAAAUCUCUAGCUGCUGAGUCUUCUAGCACAGUUUUGGCUCCAAGCUCUGGACCUACUUCUGAUGUUCAUGCACAGGACCACCACAGCACUGUGGAGGUUGUUGACAAGUCUCAGAUAAAGCUUCCGGUGAAGGAUGAGGGAGAAUCUUUGACACCAGUGUUUGGUGCACGUGAUAGCCAGGGUGCUAAGAUGAGUAUGUUAGCCAAGCGGGUGCAACUAGAGAGGGAAGAGGAAGAACGGAGGAGAGAGCAGAAUGCAAAGGCUCAAGCAAAACUGGAGGAGUUGAAUCGGCGAAUGAAGGCAGGGGAUGGUUCAACCCAGAUGUUGGGAAAAGAUUUUUCCAUUGGUACCAUCCAGUGGGAGCAGGAAGAACCCCACGCACUGGUUGAGCCAGUGAUGGUCGCUACUAAAUGUGAAGCACCUAGCUCAGACUUGGUUUCAAAUUCUGAUGUAGUCGCACUGAGUAGUGAGGGCAGUACCAGUGGGGUUGGAGCAACUACUGUCCUAUCCAAAGAUUCACUUCUACGGACACCAAAGAAUGUCCAACAGGAAGCUGUUAUUCCACAUGACAAGUUUUUGCCCCUGAAACUGGAAGUUGAUAAUGCUGGCGCUGCUGACCCCGUAGCUUCUACUCAAGUGAAUGACGGUGUUGUCUCCAGGCAUAAGCACAUGGACCAUAAACAAAAGCAUAUUAUGUCAUCAGAGAGGAAAUUUACUGAAAAAUCAACUCCAACUAGGGCACCUGAGGCGUCUGAAAAUCAUCGUGAUGUAGUUGCUGAUUAUGAUGUUCCUGUUGAAGUUGGCUCAAGUGGUGAGUCAAGCUUGCCAAAUAACUCAAAUAUCAUGGCUGUAUCCUCAGCACAUCAGAAAAGGAAAAAUAACAAGAGUGGCAAGAACAAGUCUAAGUCGGAUGAUUUGUCAUUUGCUGCUGCUUUAUCGUCACCAGUGUCAAAUGAAACUAAUCCUGCAAAAGCUCCCACUGCAAGUGGAAAGGGAAAGGUUUCUCUGGUAGAAUUGGAUCCUUGCUCAGAUAAGUCAAUUAUUGAUGCCAAAUAUGCAAUCCAAUCUACAGAGCGGCUCUCUUCCUUACCUAGUGAAGAAGCCCAUGGCAGAGUGAAUAACCAGUGGAAAUCACAGCACUCCCACAGGAUGCCAAGAACUCCACAAGUUAACAGAAUGACGGAUAAAUUUCGUAGCUCUGAUGCUGUUAUUUGGGCUCCGGUGAGGUCACAAAGCAAAGCUGAGGUUUCAGAUGAAGCUAGCCAGACAACUGUGGCUGAUGUUCUUACUUCAACAUCAAAGAGCGAUAAUUCUGUGCAGAAUAAUAUGAAAAGCAAGAGGGCAGAGAUUGAGAGGUAUGUUCCCAAGCCGGUGGCAAAAGAGCUGGCUCAACAGGGAAGUAUCCAGCAACCAGUGUUUGCUACAUCCAGUCAAACCACAUCUGAUGAAAUGACUGGGACUUUGCAACCUGGUCCUGAGAGCAAUGAAAGUUCUCAACCUGCUAGCUGUGCAAUGGGGUGUGUAGAAUCUACUUUAGAGCCCUGGAACAGGGAUAGUAAGGACUGUAAGCAGGCAAAAGCACAUGGAGCAUGGCGCCAACGAGGUUCGACAGAAUCAUCACUUGUGCAGGGUUUGCAACAUGGAUCAUCUUCCCCUUCAAAUGCAAGCAAGAAUAUUCAUAAUCCCUUGGAACAACAGCAAUCCUUAAAGCCUGACGAGAAAAUGGUAAAAGCUCAACCAAAGUGUUCUGACGAAUCAGGGAGCAACAGGCAAAGGAAAGCGGNGUGUUCUGACGAGUGGAACACUUCAGAUGGCUGGAACACUACUCAUACUUCUGAUGUAACGGCACCUAUUGUUGCUCCUGUUGUGAAAGAUCAGGGAGCAACAGGCAAAGGAAAGCGGCAGCCAUCCAAGGGCCAUAGAAGCUCGGGUAUUUUUCACGAGCUUGAUCACAAAAAUAUCAAUAGUGAGGAGAUGGACAAAAGUUACAUUCAAUCUGCCUCUAAUGAGAUGAUCCAAUCAGACAAAGUUGUUCCUUUGACACAGAAUCGAGGCAAUCGUGGCGUUGGGGAGCGAACAACAUCUCAGUGGCAACCGAAAUCCCAUACACAUUCAGCCAAUGCUCAACAGGGAAGCAGGUCCAGUGGAGGCCAUCAUGUUGAUGCUGAAGUCAGUAGGGCUACGAAAAAGGAUUCUUCCCUGGAGGGUAGGGUGCUUCCAUCAAAAAAUGACGAAGACAGUGUGGAAGUUAUGGCCGAGGCCUUCCUUGAUCAAUCUGUGCUCGAAAGUAAGAAUGUGGCAGAAGCAUCAAAUGUAAGGAAUCAAGAGGCUAUAAGAGAAAGGAAGGCAGCUUCAUCUGAAGGACGCCCCUAUUCCCCGAACCAAGGUCCUGUGAGUGCAGAUGACCAAGCUCCUGGUAAUAUGAAUACCCUACAUGAGCAGCGCUUCUCUGCAGGAUACCGCAGAAGUGGAAACCGAAACAAUCGUUCUGGCAGAGGACAUGAAUCUCAGAGAGACUGGAGCAGUGCUGAGCAAGAUAACAGGCAGCAUAACAUCCCAGCAAACCGGGAGAGACACAGGCACAAUUCACAUUAUGAGUAUCAGCCCAUUGUGCAAAACAAUACUAGCAAAUCCAAUAAUUUUGAGGGACCAAGAGAUGGUUCUCAUAAUGUGGGCUCAAGGUACAGGGAGAGGGGUCAGAGCCAUUCGAGACAUGGUGGGGGGAACUUCUAUGGAAGACAAAGUGGCACUAUCAGAGGAGAUGCUGAUUAUGAUUGAUGGGGAAAUAACAGUCUGGAACCGGGUGUUUGGUUUUACUGAGAACUAUUCCGCCAAAGCAUGUUUUGGCUUUUGAUUAGCGAGUAUCUCAGGAUUAGGGGAAAAGUUUGGUAUAUGCUGCCAAGGCAAAAUAUUGUCUGUCUACACGAGGGAUACAGAUGUGGUGAUUUCUUUUGUUAAGGUGUAGUUGAUUUGAAUAUUGUAAUUUGGUCCCGGUGUGUUGCCUGUGGAACCUUUUGGCAUUUUCCCUUAAGGAACCUUGUAUCGAGUAUCAUCAUUUUCCGUCCCAAAUAUGGAAUGCUAGAGGUUAUGAAUUACGGAAAAGUGUUUUUUUCUGGUUUGUCUGCCAAUGAAAUUUACCUUUUCAUUGUUAUCUUUGUCUACUACUUUCUAAUUACCAUCCUUGUUUAAGAAGGCGUGUAGGACUGUUGUCUUGGGCAUUGGUCUUUAAAUACC